AGGCUAGUGAAGCCAAACAAUAAAGCACUGCAGUUACAUUUCAGGAGAAGACAACUCUGAAAUAGCUUGUUCUGCUGUUUAAAGUAUUUAUGCUCCAUGAUCUAGAAUGGAAAAUAUGGACAGUGGAUCUUCUCUGGACAUGGAUAAAGUAAUCAACAUGAAUGAACAGUGCCAUAUAUUUAAGGAGACUGAGCUUUGGAAAGAAAAUGUGGAUUUAUUAGAAAAGAGUGACUUGGGAAAUACUAUGUCCUCUUCCCAUGAAAUGUCAGCCCCAAUAAACACAGGAAUAAAAUUGGGCCCUGAUAGCCUUACCAGGAGGCGGGGCCUGACUGGUAAGUUGCAUCUGCUGAAUGUGGAGCAUGAUAGUGCUGACAAUCCCCCAUAUCUAUUUGAUAGGCAUGCUCCAAGUAGGAUUUCUACUUCUCCAACCUUGAGGAGGCUAAGAAAGAACACAUCAUCAGUUUCUCAAAUAUCUCCACUCCAGGACAGUGUUGAGAACAUAGGAACAGACAAACAGAUGCCACUAGUUGACAUUUUUCUUUCUAUGCAUCCAGAACUUCCUUCACACCCUCAGCACUGUUCUCUCCCAUCAUCCUCUGGUAUUUACUCAAAUACAGUGAUCCAAAUACAACACUCUACAUCAGUUAACCCCACAGCGAAUCUAUUGGAUCAUAAACAUGAUUUCAGUGAUACUCAAACAGUGCAAAACAGUAGAGAGAACAACUCUUCUCCAGAAUAUGAAGGAAAGGAUUCUCAGCAAUAUAGCCAGGCCUUGGAUUUACAUAAAUCUAAUAGGUCAACUGUCCGCAGGCAUAGCUCAGUGGUAGUGAGUUUGCCUGGAUUUGAGAUGUUCCCUGGAGACUUGUUGAUAUCAGACAGUGCAGCACAAUUCCUAUACCAAUCAACAUCACUGCAAAACUCAGAAUCCAAAAGGACAUGGUGGCCAUUUGCUAAAAAAGGAAUUGUGAGUAGUUCGCAAAAUUUGCAGAUUUUCCCUUUCACUGUCAGUUGA
Messenger RNA from Protobothrops mucrosquamatus (brown spotted pit viper), 1012 nucleotides. RefSeq lists its product as uncharacterized. The record is from RefSeq and is a predicted model, not a curated record. The coding region runs from base 107 to 1012 and encodes 301 amino acids. Lineage: Eukaryota; Metazoa; Chordata; Lepidosauria; Squamata; Viperidae. The transcript has 6 exons.